Neltuma alba is the source of this 2859-nucleotide messenger RNA. RefSeq names its product origin of replication complex subunit 1A. The coding region runs from base 62 to 2740 and encodes 892 amino acids. Gene Ontology annotation, molecular function: DNA replication origin binding; ATP hydrolysis activity; chromatin binding. Lineage: Eukaryota; Viridiplantae; Streptophyta; Magnoliopsida; Fabales; Fabaceae. The transcript has 16 exons. The record is from RefSeq and is a predicted model, not a curated record. Gene Ontology annotation, cellular component: nuclear origin of replication recognition complex. Gene Ontology annotation, biological process: mitotic DNA replication checkpoint signaling; DNA replication initiation.
CCGUCGAACGGUCCUGUCCGGCUCUCUCUUGCUUCAUCUCCUACACUCCACUGGUUCAUCAAUGGCCGAAACACCUAGCAAGUCUCUUCGAUCUCCCACAAAAUGCAAACAACAAUCCCAUUUGGAUGCUAACUCCUCACCCUCAGUUAACCCUGUAACUCCACAAUCAGUAGCUCCGCGCAGAUCGACUCGCCGUAAGUUGCUGGCCUUUGAUUCUGUCGAUCCUCAAAAGCCUCUCAAUUGCAUUGAUGAACUCUGUGAACAUCCGUCCAAAGCUCCAAAUAAGGAUAAAGCUCGGGAAAGAAGAAAUUUGAACAGGUCUCGUCGAUCAAUCGAUUAUGCUGAAGAACCCUGCAAAGGUAAAGUGACAACCCGUAGAAAUAGAACUAGGGAAAACGUUUCAAUCGGCAAAGCACAUAAAAAAGAGAGCAACUCUGGAUCUGCAAAAUGCCCGACAUCUACUCCAAGGGGCGAAACUUCGAAGAGGAGAAAUGACAAAGAUUCGGAUUCAGCUAAAGUUCCUAUUGCCCCAGUGUCGCCUGACCAAUCGGAAACUAAGAAGAGAAAGAGGAUUGAUGAAAGAAGGGUUGUUACAAGAGCUAUGGUUGCAAGAAGUAGGAAAUCUGAGAAGGGGCAAAAGAGCAAUGUCUUGCCUAAGAGACGGGUGUAUUAUAAAAAAGUCGUAUAUGAUGGGGGUGAGUUCGAAGUAGGCGAUGAUGUUUAUGUGAAGAGGAGGGAAGAAACUGACUCAGAUAAUGAAUUCCCAGAAGUGGAGGAAUGCAGGUUGUGUUUUAGUUCUGGGGAUGAUGUUAUGAUUGAGUGUGAUGAUUGUUUAGGUGGCUUUCAUUUGAAAUGUUUGACUCCACCAUUAAAGGAUGUUCCGGAAGGAGAUUGGAUUUGUGGUUUUUGUGAGGCUCGUAAGAUAGGCAGAGAUGUUGGCUUUCCCAUGCCUCCGGAGGGUAAGAAACUAGUUAGGACAUUGAGGGAAAAGCUUCUUUCCAGUGAUUUGUGGGCUGCUCACAUUGAAAGUAUGUGGAAAGAAGGGGAUGGUACCUACUGUUGUCGUGUCAGGUGGUAUGUGAUCCCAGAAGAGACAGCUAUUGGGAGACAACCUCAUAAUCUGAAGAGGGAGCUAUAUAGAACAAAUGAUUUUGCAGACAUUGAGAUGGAAUCCAUCAUUAGACAUUGCUUUGUCAUGACUCCCAAAGAAUUUGCCAAGGCCAACGAGGGGGAUGAUAUUUUCUUUUGUGAAUAUGAAUAUGACGUUCAUUGGCACGCUUUCAAGCGUCUUGCUGAGAUUGACAAUGACAAUGAGGUUGGUGAAGAAUCUGAUAGUGAUGAAGAUUGGAAUCAUUGCAAGGAGUCAGACUUUGAUACAGAUGAUGAUGUUGAAUACGAUGCAGAGAAUACAAAAGAUUCACGACCUCAGUCAUCAUCAAAUCAUGCACCAGCUGCUAAUCUGCGUAAGGGGCAAUUUUUUGGACUUCAAAAGAUAGGCACCAAAAAAAUUCCACAGUUCAUAAGGAAUCACAAACAAACUGAUAUUGAGAGAGCAAAGGCUAUGCUGUUGCUGGCAUCGUUACCUAAAUCUUUACCUUGUAGGAAUAAAGAAAUGGAGGAGAUAACCUCAUUUGUAAAAGGUGCCAUCUGUGAUGAUCAAUGUCUAGGACGUUGUUUGUACAUCCAUGGUGUUCCUGGAACUGGGAAGACAAUGAGUGUACUAUCAGUAAUGAGGAGUUUGAGGUCAGAAGUUGAUGCAGGAACCAUACGACCGUACUGUUUUGUAGAGAUUAAUGGUUUGAAAUUGGCGUCUCCAGAGAAUAUUUACAGGGUCAUAUAUGAAGCAUUAAAUGGUCACAGGGUCAGCUGGAAAAAGGCCCUUCACUUGUUAAAUGAGAGAUUCGUGGAGGGGAAGAAAAGCGGAGAAAAGGCUGAUCAGCCAUGCAUUCUUCUAAUUGAUGAACUCGAUCUUCUUGUAACCAGAAAUCAGUCGGUGCUUUAUAAUAUUCUUGAUUGGCCUACUAAGCCGCAUUCCAAACUAAUUGUGAUAGGGAUUGCAAAUACCAUGGAUCUUCCAGAGAAGUUACUUCCUCGCAUAUCAAGUCGAAUGGGCAUCCAGAGGCUUUGCUUUGGCCCAUAUAAUUAUCAGCAGCUUCAAGAAAUCAUUUCAAGUCGCUUGAAGGGAAUAGAUGUGUUCGAAAAGCAAGCUAUAGAAUUUGCUUCAAGAAAGGUUGCAGCAAUCUCAGGGGAUGCACGCCGUGCUUUGGAAAUAUGCAGACGUGCUGCAGAAAUUGCAGAUUAUCGUAUUAAAAAGCUGCAUUCAAAUUCUGACUUAGCUGCAUCAGGAAAAGGACUUGUUGCUAUGGCGGAUGUUGAAGCUGCCAUCCAAGAAAUGUUUCAGGCUCCGCAUAUUCAAGUGAUGAAAAGCUGUUCUAGGCUUGGUAAAAUCGUUUUGACAGCCAUGGUGCACGAGCUUUAUAAAACAGGAAUGGGCGAAACUACUUUUGAGAAGCUGGCAAUGACGGUAUCGUGUCUCUGCACCAGCAACGGAGAGGUUUUUCCUGGAUAUGAUACGCUCCUGCAAGUUGGAUGUAGGCUGGGCGAAUCCAGGAUUCUUUUGUGCGAAGCAGGUUCCAAGCACAGGUUGCAGAAGUUGCAGCUCAACUUCCCUAGUGAUGAUGUGGCGUUUGCGCUGAGAAACUGCAAGGAUUUACCCUGGCUGGCCAAGUAUCUAGUUUAGGAGUGAGGGAACAUUUUAUUCUUAAACUGAAACAAUUUUGACCGCGGCCAUGAUCAUAUGUUGUAAUUCAAAGAGAAGUUUUUGUUUUAUUGGGUGAAUAAUUCAAAGUUAAGUUAAAA